AUGGCAGCACUCCGCGUGGAAUGGGUGAAAGCCCGUGCACACACCCUAUGCUGGAAUGAAGAAGUUUUACUCCUGAGGGAAGAGAUGCGGCGCACACGUACUUUUCUUGAGUGGAAAGCCAGGUGGUGGGAGAAUCACGCAAAAUUCACAGUGGACGACAGCCUAUCAUCGGAAGGGAUGGCAGUGUAUGCUUUUCGGCAAGCAGUGCUGCAGCGUAGGCUUUCUAAUUCAUUUCUACAGCUCUGGUCUGCUUCAUUAACAACAAACCAGGUUCAUGCUUCCCAGUCGAAUGUUGACGAGGACGAGGACAUUGUCAUUCAUGGCGAGACCUAUGAGGAUGAUGCGGAGGAUGAUCUGGAGGAUUAA
Messenger RNA from Suillus fuscotomentosus, 366 nucleotides. RefSeq lists its product as uncharacterized. Lineage: Eukaryota; Fungi; Basidiomycota; Agaricomycetes; Boletales; Suillaceae. Bases 1 to 366 code for a protein of 121 amino acids. The record is from RefSeq and is a predicted model, not a curated record. The transcript has a single exon.